CCGCCGCCGCCCCGCCGCCCCCCCGCCAGCCCAUGCCCGGGGCCGCCGAGCUGGAGGAGAGGUUCGGCCGCGUCCUGAAUUCCAUGAACCUGCCCCCAGACAAGAUGAAACUGCUCAACCAGUACGACAACGAGAAGAAGUGGGAGUUGAUCUGUGACCAGGAACGUUUCCAGGUGAAAAACCCUCCGUCCGCCUACAUCCAGAAGCUGAAGAGCUACUUGGACACAGGUGGUGUCAGCAGGAAGUUCAAGAGGCGAGUGCAGGAGUCCACGCAGGUGCUCAGGGAGCUGGAGAUUUCCUUGAGGACCAACUACAUCGGCUGGGUCCAGGAGUUCCUCAACGAGGAGAACAAGGGGCUGGACGUGCUGCUGCAGUACCUCGCCUUCGCCCAGUGCUCUGUCGCGUAUGACAUGGAGAGCGCAGAUAACAGCAGCCCCGGCUCCGACAAGGGCAAGGAGCAGUCGCUGGAGGACCUGAACAAAAGCACCUCCUCGUCCCCCACCCAGGGCUCCUCCAAACCGCGGCCCCUCACUGUAAGCUGCUGCCUCUCGAACCAGCACAUCCACACCCUCCUCCGCCACGUCCGCCCCAGCGCCCCCUGCGGUGCCCCGGGCAGCGAUGGGGACAGUGCCCCCAGGUCACCCGGCAGCUCCUGCCCGCCCCGGCUGAACCCCUCGCACAGCAGGAAGACGCUGCGCAACUCCCGCCUCGUCAGCCAGAAGGACGAUGUCCACGUCUGCAUCAUGUGCCUCCGCGCCAUCAUGAACUACCAGUCUGGCUUCAGUCUGGUGAUGAACCACCCAGCCUGUGUCAACGAGAUCACCCUGAGCCUCAACAACAAGAACGCCAGGACCAAGGCCCUGGUGCUGGAGCUCCUGGCUGCUGUUUGCCUGGUCCGAGGUGGCCACGACAUCAUCCUGGCUGCCUUCGACAACUUCAAGGAGGUGUGCGGGGAGAAGAACCGCUUUGAGAAGCUGAUGGAGUAUUUCCGAAACGAGGACACCAACAUCGACUUCAUGGUGGCCUGCAUGCAGUUCAUCAACAUCGUGGUGCACUCGGUGGAGAACAUGAACUUCCGCGUGUUCCUGCAGUACGAGUUCACCCACCUGGGGCUGGACCAGUACCUGGAGAGCCUGCGCCUCACCGAGAGCGACAAGCUGCAGGUGCAGAUCCAAGCCUACCUGGACAACGUCUUCGAUGUGGGGGCCAUGCUGGAGGACUCGGAGACCAAGACAGCAGUGCUGGAGCACAUGGAGGAGCUGCAGGAGCUCGUCAGCCAGCUGACAGAGAAGCUGCAGGAUGCGGAGAACGACUCCAUGGCCAAGAUAGCAGAGCUGGAGAAGCAGCUGAGCCAGGCACGGCGGGAGCUGGAGGCGCUGCGGGAGCAGCUGAGCCCCCCACGGCCGCCCAGCCCGCCGUCCCCGCGGCCACAGGAGUGCUACCGGCUGGCGCUGGAGCGGCGGCUGGCGGAGCUGGAGGAGAAGGGGCUGGUGCAGAUCCUGCGUGGGCCCGACGGGGACGUCGCCAUCGAGAUCGUCCCCGUUGUCAUAGAAACGCCGGCAGCCCCCGUGGUUGCUGGAGAGGCCACCGCCACUGUCACCACCGUCACCACCGGCACAGAUGCUCCGGCUCUGGCUCCAGCCCCACCUCCCCCACCAGCCCCUGCUGCCCCGCCACCCCCACCCCCUCCACCCCCCCCACCAUUACCAGGGGCUGAGCACGUCCCCCCACCACACCCCGCCCCUCCUCUGCCCACAGCCACCAUCCCCCCCCCAGCCCCUCCACUCCCGGGUGCCCAAGUGCCACCACCCCCCCCACCGCUCCCAGGGGGGCUGGAGGGCCCUGUCCCCCCCCCUCCACCACCCCCACCCCUCGGGGGGGAGCUCCCAGCCGGGCCUGGUGCCCCCCAGACUGCCAACGGUUCAGUGAAGGUGAAGAAGCCCAUCCAGACCAAGUUCCGCAUGCCCGUCUUCAACUGGGUGGCCCUGAAGCCGAGCCAGAUCGACGGCACCGUGUUCACCGAGCUCAACGACGAGAAGGUGCUGCAGGAGCUGGACAUGAGUGACUUCGAGGAGCAGUUCAAGACCAAGGCACAGGGCCCUGCCCUGGACAUCAGCGCCCUCAAGGCCAAGGCCACCCAGAAGGCCCCCAGCAAGGUGACCCUCAUGGAGUCCAACCGGGCCAAGAACUUGGCCAUCACCCUGCGCAAGGGCGGCCGCAGCGUCCAGGACAUCUGCACUGCCAUCGAGACGUACGACCAGCAAGCCCUGAGCCUCGACUUCCUGGAGCUGCUGCUGCGCUUCCUGCCCACCGAGUACGAGCGGACGCUGAUCGGGAAGUUCGAGCGGGAGCAGCAGCCGCCGGAGGAGCUGUCGGACGAGGACCAGUUCAUGAUCCGCUUCAGCAAGAUCCCACGCCUGGCCGAGCGCAUGAACGUCAUGAUCUUCCUGGGCAACUUCAGCGACACGGCCCAGCUGCUCAUGCCCCAACUCAACGCCAUCAUCGCCGCCUCCAUGUCCCUCAAGUCCUCCAGCAAACUGCGCCACAUCCUCGAGAUUGUCCUGGCCUUCGGGAAUUACAUGAACAGCAGCAAGCGUGGAGCAGCCUACGGCUUCCGCCUGCAGAGCCUCGACGCGCUCCUGGAGAUGAAGUCCACAGACCGCAAGCAGACGCUGCUGCACUACCUGGUGCGGGUGAUCACGGAGAAGUACCCGGAGCUCACGGGCUUCCACACCGAGCUGCACUUCCUCGACAAGGCGGGCACAGUGUCCCUGGACGGGGUCCUGCAGGACGUGCGGAGCCUCCAGCAGGGCAUGGAGCUGACCCGCAGGGAGUUCCUGCGCCAGGACGACAGCCCCGUGCUCAAGGACUUCCUCAAGGUCAACUCAGAGGUGAUGGAGAAGCUGCAGGCUGACAGCAAAACUGCCAAGGAGGCCUAUGAGUCGGCUGUGGAGUAUUUUGGGGAGAACCCCAAGACCAGUCCCCCCACCACCUUCUUCCCCAUGUUCAUGCGCUUCAUCAGAGCCUACAAGAAAGCAGAGCAGGACAUUGAGCUGUGGAAGAAACAAGAGGCUGCGGCCAAGGAGGCAGAAAACAGCCCCACCGAGCAGCAGCCGGAGCUGCCCAUCCAGAAGGCCAAGCGGCAGCAGAUGGACAUGAUUGCUGAGCUCAAGAAGAAGCAGAUGGUGAAGGAGCCUCUCAUCUACGAAGGCAAAGAUGGGGCCAUUGAGGACAUAAUUUCAGAUCUGCGGAACAACCCGUACCGGCGGGGGGACAAGGGCCGCGGCAGCGCCAAGAAGCGGCCGGCGGGGCAGGGCCUGCAGGCCACGCCGGACAUCGCGCUGUGACCGGCGCCGGCCCUGCAGCUCCAGGACCGGGGCAGGACCAUCCUCCCGACGCAGAGGGGACCACAGGAUGCCACCCCACUGUCCCGGGGCUCCGCGGGGGGACAGUGCCCGCUCCGAGCUGCUCCAGCCGCUUCCCGUGCCAGCUCCCCCUGCCCGCCCCGGGCUCUGGCGCAGGGACCCCCCCGUGCUUGCUUGGCGAUGCCCCUGAGCUCCUCUCCCCCAGGCUGCAGGGCUGGGGGACCCUCCUGGGUACGGGCAGGGAUGGGGGAGCACAGAAAGGGCUCCAGCUUGUCCUGGAAGGCAAAGAGGGGCUGCCCCGUCCCUGCCCCGGCGCUGCUCCAUCGCCCGCCCGCCGCGGCACCAGCCCCGCACUGGUGUGUCCCACUCCUCAGCUUGCUGGUGCCUUGGAUUCCCGCUGCGGGAGGGGAGUGGGUGUCACCCGGGACCCGGCGGUCCCCGCACAUCUCCCGCACCUCCCUCGGCCCCGCAGAGCCCCCUGAGAGCCGCGUCCUCCUCCUCUGCUGCAGAGCUCCCACCCCGGGCCCCUCCCGUCCCCCGGGGCCCGGCAGCGGUGCUAUUUUAACAGGGAUUUUCUAAGUCUUCCUUCAAAUUCCUCUGCGCUGCGGGAGCAGGGAAUGCAACACCCACAUGCGGGGUGUCCCCAGGAUCCCAAGGCUGUGCCGAGCAGCAGUUUCCAGGAUCCCAAGGCCGGGCUGUUCCUCGCCGCAGGGGAGGCUCCGGAGCUGCGACAAUCAGCAGCAGGGACAAUCUCUGCGAGGUGCUGACACCUCUGCCCGCCUGCAUCCCCCCAAAUCCACCUCCGCCGUUGGGACUGGAGCCUCUGGGAUCCCCCGUGACCGUCAGCCCGGGGGGCAGGAGCUGCUCCCUGUGCUGGGCAGCCUCCAGCCAACACGAUCCCAAAGGCUGCGGGGUCGCUGCUGCCGCCAGAGAGGCCCCAGAGCUGCACGAGCCUCCCGGUACCGCACCGGACCCGAUCCCUCGAUCCCUCGAUCCCUCGAUCCCUCCUCCCCCGCCCCGCUGCUGCCGAGUGACCCCCAGCCCCGCACUGUGGCAAUUAAACCCCUCAGUGCAUCCACUUCGUUAAACGGCCCCCGCUGCCAGGAUGCGGCUGCACCUCCCUCCUCCUGUCCCUCCUCGCCAGUCCCGGCUUUAGCCCAGCUCAGCCCAGAGCAGCCGCUGCUUCCCGCUGUAUUUAAGCUGCUUCAGCGCCGGCUCCGCGUCACCCGGGGAGGGGUGGGGAAUGAAUGUGUAACUUAUAAAUGCCUUUAAGCCAGAAAUGUAAACCAUUAACUGCUCAUUUGUAUACAUUAUUUUUAUAUACUGAAGGCCUGUUUAAUUCUAAAGCAGAACUGGUAAUAAAACGUCUCAGAGGAUAA
Corapipo altera (White-ruffed manakin) is the source of this 4744-nucleotide messenger RNA. RefSeq names its product formin like 1 (gene FMNL1). The record is from RefSeq and is a predicted model, not a curated record. The coding region runs from base 33 to 3347 and encodes 1104 amino acids. Gene Ontology annotation, cellular component: cytosol; actin filament. Gene Ontology annotation, biological process: regulation of cell shape; cell migration; cortical actin cytoskeleton organization. The transcript has 27 exons. Gene Ontology annotation, molecular function: microtubule binding; actin filament binding; small GTPase binding. Lineage: Eukaryota; Metazoa; Chordata; Aves; Passeriformes; Pipridae.